AUUUCUUUUUUUUCUCAUCAGGUGUAAGGAAGGAACGGGCAGCACUUGGAGCUAUAUUAUUCUUGCUGGCAUUUCUGUAUGCCUUUUGGCGUAUGGGAAUUCACUUUCCAAUGCCAUCACCUGAUAAGGGUUUCUUCACUAUGCCUCAACUGGUCAGUAGAAUUGGGGUGAUUGGUGUUACAGUUAUGGCUGUUCUAUCUGGUUUUGGUGCUGUGAACUUACCCUACAGUUAUUUAUCUCUUUUCAUCAGAGAGAUUGAGGAAGCAGAGAUUAAAGGCUUGGAGAGACAACUGAUGCAGUCAAUUGAGACUUGUAUUUCAAAGAAGAAAAAAAUUAUACUUUGUCAAAUGGAGAUGGAGAACAGCCAGGGACCUGAGGAGAAGUUAAAUGCCAGAUCUUUUGUUAAACGUAUAGUUGGCACCGUCAUUCGAUCUGUGCAGGAGGACCAAAAGGAGCAAGAUAUCAAAGGCAUGGAAGCAGAGGUACAAGCUUUGGAGGAGCUUUCAAAGCAAUUGUUCUUGGAGAUUUAUGAGCUUCGCCAAGCGAAGGAAGCUGCUGCUUAUUCUCGAACUUGGAGGGGGCACAUGCAGAAUCUACUUGGUUAUGUUUGUUCCAUCUAUUGUGUGUAUAAAAUGAUCAAGUCAUUGCAAAGUGUUGUUUUCAAACAGGAUGGUUCUGUUGAUCCUGUAACAAGGACAAUUAGUAUUUUCUUACAGUUCUUUGACAUUGGAAUCAAUGCUGCCUUAUUAUCACAGGUUAGAGUCCUGUUGCAUGCCAUACUUUGUAGUUUUUCUGGCAUCAGUAAGUGGUCUUCUUCUCAAUCUGACUCUGACACCUAAUGCAUGAUUACAUUA
This is a messenger RNA of Prosopis cineraria, 854 nucleotides long. RefSeq names its product GPCR-type G protein COLD1-like. The record is from RefSeq and is a predicted model, not a curated record. NCBI's taxonomy places the organism in Eukaryota, Viridiplantae, Streptophyta, Magnoliopsida, Fabales, Fabaceae. Gene Ontology annotation, cellular component: membrane. The coding region runs from base 93 to 839 and encodes 248 amino acids. The transcript has 8 exons. Gene Ontology annotation, biological process: response to abscisic acid. Gene Ontology annotation, molecular function: abscisic acid binding.